CGUGGAACAGCUUCCAUUUUAUUUUUUAAACGGUGGUAUUGGCAUGACACGUCGUGAAAGUUGCGAUUCUGGAAAAUGGCAGCUGAUGAUGAUGCUGAGGUGUUUGAGAUCACAGAUUUCACAACAGCAUCAGAAUGGGAAAGAUUUAUAUCUCGAGUAGAAGAGAUACUACAUGAAUGGAAACUGGUGAGCUCUCCACCUAGACUGCCAGCUCCAAAGGAAGCUUACACAAAUGGCACAUGGGAAGAAAAGACAGAAGAGCUGACAUUUGCCAAUUUCAAGUUCUCUCUAACACACAGUUGGUUAAAAUCAAAGGAUGAAAAGACUGAGAAGUCUGCAGAGAAAGAGAGUGGAGAGGAAGAUGAUGACAAUGAUAGAGAGAUAACCCCAACUGUGUAUGGAGAUUUAAUGAACAUGGACAAUGAUUUCCCAUCCAGAGCACAUUGUAUAUGUAGAUGGUAUGGACUACAAGACUUUGUGACACUGAGUCCUGGCAACAAUACUGAAGCAGUUCUAGGAGAAAGUAAAGCCAAACUGUUACUGUCUUCUGUAAACAUUGCAUUAACAGAUGCAGGAUGCUGUGUACCAAUUUUUGUACAAAUACACCAGAAGUGGAGACGGUUAUACCAAGGAACCUGUGUGUUGCCAGGCUCUAACAUAGAAUUUGGUAUGGUACAUUUAAAGAGGACUCCAGCCCAGUAUAAUCAUCUAGCUGGACUACUGGAUGUCUUUAAGUCUAAACUGGGUUCUGUUGCUGAUCCACGGCCACCAGUGUCUGUUGCUGUCAGGUUCCUUUAUGGACUGUAUGACUGGGUUAACUCCCCUUGGACACAAGCACUUCCAGUUCGUAGCAGUAAAGUCAGAAAACUAAAUGAUUAUGAUGAUGAGGUUGGAUGUUCCGGGUUUGAUCAGCUGCCGUUUGGGGCCUGUGAAGAUCCUGUCAGUGCCUUGAGUUUAUACUGCACAUGGCCAAGUCUGUCAGAGGAUAUGAUUGUAGAAAAUCAAGUUUAUUCUGACCUUGACCCAUUGCAAGCUCCACAUUGGUCAGUUAGAAUACAGAUGACAGAGGAUCCACAAUGUCUCCUAGGAGAGUAUCUGAUUAAUUUUUUGGCACUGUGCCACAGAAAAGAGACAUUAGACCAGCUGAUUGGAGGAUUUGGCUCAGAAAUGAGAGAAAGUGAUUCUGCGGGAGAAAUAAGCAAUGCUCUUCAGAAGUUGACCGAGCCAUCAGUUGGAUACAACAUUCCUUCAUUAACAUCAUAUGUCUCACAACCACAGAAACAGGCAACCAAAACCAGGGAUGCUCCCAUACAGGGGGAACUUCUGGACCAAAUUCUGCAAUUCCUGUUCCCUGAUGCAGCCAAACCAAUGUCUGUAGACAAGUCAGAUAGUGCGGAGACAAACACAACUCUGCAGACCUCUCAAACUGUCAGGGAACUCCCCAAACAGUUAAAGUCAGCACCAGUAGAUGGACUGUUACACAAGCUGUCUAUAUGUCUGUGUGUGUUGAAUCACAACCGUGGUGGUCUGUUUGCUGUAGCCCAGAUAUGGCAAGAGUUUGUACUAGAGAUGAGAUACAGAUGGGAACAUAACUACUUUAUAGAAGGGUUAGAAAAGGGACCUCCAAAUUUAGGAUCUUGUUUACUCCAUCAAAAAUUACAGAUGUUAAAUUGCUGUAUAGAACAUAAGAAAAAAAGGGAACAACUUCAUAAAGGUUAUACAGGGGAACUUGACUCACCUCCAAAUUCCCCGUACAGGGGCCCAUCAACUUCACAGGUGUCAAGGUCAAUGUCUCAAGAGGAUGCUUUCAAUAUCCAAUCAGAUAACAGUGCUGGACAGAAUGAUUGUGACAUGAAUCAGGCUGGGGCAUCUGGACACCAGUCAAGUGACAGUGCAGAAAAAUCGAGAAAACCAAGUGCAAUAAAAAGUUUAAAUAAGACUGGUUCCCAAAGACUUGCAAGUUCAGGAGAGUCUAGUGAUGAAGAUGAAUUCUUUGAGUGUAAUGAUGAUGAGAAUAACCAGUCUGGUGAAAAAGAUGAAGAUACUUCAGCAGAGAACCAGACUACAGAAACUGGUAAUGAAAGCCAGUCUGUUGAUAAUGAUGAUAACCAGACUGAAACUGAAAUGGAAUGUGAACCAGUCAAUACUUCACAGACUAGUUCUCUAAAUACAUCAUUGACUGAGUCUCAAAUAAGAGAAAUGACUGGUUCUGAGCAAAGACAAAGUGUUAGCAAUGUUUCUGUAGUAAGUGACUCAGCAUUUAAGGAGAGCUAUUCCUAUAAACCAGAAGGAAGGCUGGCACCUUUCCAAGAGUUAAAGUUGGUAAAUUGUGAAGAAAAAAUGUACAUACCAAUAACACAGGAGCCAGCUCCAAUGACCGAAGAUAUGUUGGAAGAACAUGCUGAAGUUCUUGCAAAACUUGGGACAUCUGCAGAAGGAGCAGAGUUGAGGGCCAGGAUGCAGAGUGCUUGUCUCUUGUCAGAUAUGGAGUCAUUUAAGGUACAGACAUUUUGUUAUUUUUAUAUAACAGUUUCCAGCCUAUACACAGCAAGAUUAUAUUUAAAUCUUAGCACUAAUCCUGGUUGGUGCCCUUUGGGAAGACUUUGUAAGUGGUAUUCUCCCGAGAUUGGAUUGAAGAAACUGUUGAAGAUGAAAAAUGGAGAUGUUAAGAAUGGUGUAGCCAUCAAGACAGAUGAGACAAAGGAAGCUGAGAAGGUUCUUCAUUUCCUGUCAGCACUGAAGCCAGCAGAUGUUGUGGUUCAUUUAAUGCCUAUGUUAAUACAUGCUGCCCUUCUUAAAGCCAUGGAAAAUGAUGACCCUAAGAUACCUGUAUUGAAACAGGUGAUAGAACAGGCAUGUCUGAAAGCUUCUCAAGUGACCAGGUCACCACAACAAGAUGCUAAAAGAUAUGAGGAAUUAAUCAGAAUAAUAAUGCAGGCAGAAAUCAUCAUAGCACGAAAUCUCUCGCUGCAGUCCAAGUUUACAUUUGAUCUGCUUGAGAGGCCUGAUGCCAGACAGGAGCUUGAACAUUUUGUGGCGACAAUUCUACAGAACUCUGAGGUUCCGGUGAGAGGCGGGCCAAUGGGUCCAGCAGGGAACGUCAUCAGUAAAUUGUUCCAGGCUGCACAGAGGGCGUCCUAUAUGAUACUGGAUGAAGAAGACACUGAGACCAAAAUGGAAGAUGACGAUGACGUUAGACUUAAUAGUUCUGUUCCGAAUUUCCCCAGACCUUCAGCAAGGGAAUAUAUUUUAAGGACAUAUGUACCGAGGCCAGCUCCAUACUCCAAACAUUUACCACAAAGGUUGUUUUGUUCUAUUGAAGAAGACGAGUUUAGGAUUGCUGGUGCAUUUUCUAGUGAUUCUGUGUUUCAGUGAAGUGUUUCACUCGUGACUUUGUAUGUUAAUAGCAUAUGCUACUCUUUUUAAAGUGAUAAACUGGUGAUGAACUAUUUCUGUGAACAGUUUCAUCAGGUGAUAAACUAUUUCACAGAUUUCUUAAUCGAUUCAAAGAAGUAUUUAAGUGAUGAUUUUGUAUGUUAGUGAAAUGUAUUACACUUGCUUUCAUUUAUUGACUGAUUAUAAGCUGUUUCACUGUUGACAGGAAUGUAGGGAAAAUAUUUAGUUGUGACUGAAUGUUACACUUGUUGUUGUUCAUUGAUAGGUUGGUAUAGUAAACAAUUUCAGUGACGUUUAUGUGUGUAAGUGAAAUAUGUCACAUUUGCUAUUGUUUACAUGUAUUGAAAUAAUAUACAGGUGAUUAACUGUUUCAAUGAACUGUUUUUAGCUCACCUGAGCCAAAGGCUCAUGGUGAGCUAUUGUGACUGCUCAAUGUCCGUCGUGCGUCCUGCGUCAUCCGUCCGUCAAUAUUUCCUAAAAAAAUCUUCUUUUUGAAAACCACUGGGCAGAAUUACACAAAACUUUGCAGGAAUGUUCCUUGGGUGGCCCCCUUUCAAAAUUGUUCAAAGAAUUGAAUUCCAUGCAGAACUCUGGUUGCCAUGGCAACCGAAAGGAAAAAGUUUAAAAAUCUUCUUGUCCAAAUCCACAGGGCCUAGGGCUUUGAUAUCUGGUUUGUAGCACCAUCUAGUGGUCCUCUACCAAAAUUGUUCAAAUUAUCCCCCUAGGGUCAAAUAUGGCCCCGCCCUGGGGGUCACAUGGUUUAUAUAGACUUAUAUUGGGAAAACUUUGAAAAUUUUCUUGUACAAAACCACAUGGCCUAGUGCUUUGAUAUUUGGUAUGUAGCAUCAUCUAAUGGUCCUCUACCAAGAUUGUUCAAAUUAUCCCCCUAGGGUCAAAUAUGGCCCCGCCCCGGGGGUCACAUGGUUUAUAUAGAGUUAUAUAGGGAAAACUUUGAAAAUCUUCUUGUACAAAACCACAUGACCUAGGGCUUUGAUAUUUGGUGUGUAACAUCAUCUAGUGGUCCUCUACCAAGAUUGUUCAAAUUAUCCCCCUAGGGUCAAAUAUAGCCCCGCCCUGGGGGUCCCAAGUUUUACAUAGACUUAUAUAGGGAAAAAAGUUUAAAAAUCUUCUUGUCUGAAACCACAACUCUUAGACCUUUGAUAUUUGGUUUGUAGCAUUGUCUUAUGGUCCUCAACCAAAAUUGUUCAAAUUGUACCCCUGGGGUGAAAAGAGGCCCAGCCUUGGGGGUCCCAAGUUUCAUAUAGACUUAUAUAGGAAAAUGCUUUAAAAAUCUUCUUGUCAGAAGCCAUAUGGCCUAGGCUUUUGAUAUUUGGUAUGAUGCAUUGUCUAGUGGUCCUCUAUCAAAAUUGUUCAGAUUAUGCCCCUGGGGUUAAAAGAGGCCCCGCCCUGGGGUCACUUAGUUAUUAUGUGAGUUAUAUAGGAAAAAUAUCUAAAAAAUCAUCUGAUCUUAUUUCCAAGACUAUUUGAUUAUAAUUACCUGAUGACCCCAAGUAAUAUGGUGUCACUUGAUUGUGACCUUGACCUACUGACCUACUUUCUUGUUUUUUAAGAUACAGCCUUGAAAUAUUGAUGACUUACAAAGUUUUGCACACAAAUCUUAAAACUAAAUUUUAUUGACCAUGAAUGUGACCCACUGACUUCCCUCUUGUUUGAAUUAUGCCCCUGGGGUGAAAAGAGGCCCCGCCCCAGGGAUCACUUGAUAUAUGAGUUAUAUAGGAAAAAAUACUUAAAAAAUUAUCAGAUCAUGUUUCCUGGACUGUUUAAUUAUAAUUACCCAGUGACGCCAAAUGAUAAGGGUCAUCUGACUAUGACCUUGACCUACUGACCUACUUUCUUGUUUUUUAAGAUACAGCCUUGAAAUUUGGAUGAUAUGUACAGUUUUAUACACUAAUCUUAGAACUGACUUUCAGUGACCAUGAAUAUGACCUACUUACCUACAUUCUUGUUUUUGAAGCUUUAGCAAAGAAAUUUGUUCAAGUGAGCAACUUAACUCAGGUGAGCGAUAUAGGGCCAUCAUGGCCCUCUUGUACUGAUGAUUCCAAAUAUUAGAGAAAUGUUUCACUUGUGACCCAGUGUCACACUUGCUGUGAUGUAUUUUUAAUUAAAUGUUUCAAAGAAGA
Molecule: messenger RNA, 5537 nt
Organism: Mercenaria mercenaria
Lineage: Eukaryota; Metazoa; Mollusca; Bivalvia; Venerida; Veneridae
Product: rab3 GTPase-activating protein catalytic subunit-like
Exons: 26
Coding region: 76-3375 (1099 amino acids)
Biological process (GO): positive regulation of GTPase activity
Molecular function (GO): GTPase activator activity
Source: RefSeq, a predicted model, not a curated record